AUGGCUUCGUCCACCGUCGAUGAUGAACGCCAGAGCCUCCUCCGGCACGAAGGGAGCGGAGAACAACCACAACAAGCCACCGCCCAUCGCAUCGACAAGACCACGUUCCACCCGCUCUACUUCUCUCAGUACUUUACCAAGCAUCUGACGCGGGCGUGUGGACUGGUGGCCAUCUCAACCUUCAACUAUGCUUUUGACCAGCAAGGCUUCAAUUCGACCCAGGCCAUGGACCCCUUCAACAAGGCUUUUGGACACUACGACGCCGGAAAAGGACAUUACGUCCUGCCAGCCUACUACCUCUCGCUGUUAAACAGUCUGGUUUAUGUUGGAUUCGCUUUUGGCGCAUAUAUUGGCAGCGUCAUCAGUGCGCGCUACGGCCGGCGAAUGACCAUCUUCACCAUGUCUCUGUGGGCCAUCGUCACGGCUACCAUCCUCGUCACGUCCGGCAUUAGCUUGAAUCGAUGGCAACUCCUUGUCGGCCGGGUCCUCAACUACAUCUACAUCGGAAUGGAGCUAUCGUCCGUACCCGUCUACCAAGCAGAGGUGGUCCCGACUCCCAUCCGUGGCUUCAUGGUCGGCUCUUACCAAGUCAGCCUCGGCAUCGGCGGUCUCAUCAUCAACACCAUCUGCAAGGCAACCAGCAGGAUUCCGAACAACAAUGCGUGGAUGAUUCCAUACGGCCUCUAUUUCGUCAUUCCCACCUUCGUUGCUUCGUGCGUCUGGUUCAUUCCCGAAGUGAGAAUCGCAGCACCAAGGUCUCUAAUUGCGUUUGAAGGUGUGCUGACGUGGGCAAAGUCGCCGAGAUGGCUCCUCAUGAAAGGCCGCGAUGAUCAAGCCCUGGACGCACUGAGGAAGCUUCGAGGCAAGCACGGCGAGGUGUCUCCGGAGACUGAGCUGGAACAUAUGCGCAAGUCGCUGUUUGAUGAGGCGGACAAAGGGACGUAUGCCGACCUAUUCAAAGGCCACAACCGCCGAAGAACAUUGAUCACGAUCAUGGUAGCGUUCUUCUUUCAAGCUACAGGGCAAGUACUCAGCGGGCAUUAUGGCGCGGUGUUUGUCAGAUCGCUGGGCCACGUUGAUCCAUUCACCAUUACCGUUGCCCAGUCCGGAAUCAACACCCUAACAUCGUUUGCUGGCAUUUUGAUGAUCGAUCGAGUGGGGAGAAGACCACUCUGGUUGACUGGAUCCUUCUUCAUGGGCGCCGCGCUCAUGGCCAUGGGAGCAUUCAGCGUGCCCAAGCCGACUACAUACUCCUUGGCCGUGGGUAUCGUCUCCGCGAUGUUGGUUUUCCAGCUUGUUUAUGUUGCCACUCUCGGCCCUCUCUACUAUACCCUCGUCUCUGAGAUUCCAACUGGACACCUUCGAGAUAAGUCUGUCAGGAUCUCAGCGGUCACCAACGUCAUCACAAUCUUCGUCGUAGCGUUUACGCUGCCGUACCUUCUGGAACGCCCUGGUGCAGAUCUGGGGGGAAAGGUCGGGUUCAUUUACGGAGGUAUAUGUUUUUCAUCGCUCGUCUGCGGUUACUUCUUCCUUCCGGAGCUCAAGGGCCGAAGCCUUGAGGAAAUCGAUGUGAUGUUCAAGGCUGGCUUGACCUUGCGCAGUUUUGGUGAUGUUUCCGGCCGCCUUGGCCCGUCCCGCUCUCGAUAG
Neohortaea acidophila is the source of this 1647-nucleotide messenger RNA. Its product is annotated as putative sugar transporter. Bases 1 to 1647 code for a protein of 548 amino acids. Gene Ontology annotation, molecular function: carbohydrate:proton symporter activity. Gene Ontology annotation, biological process: carbohydrate transport; transmembrane transport. Gene Ontology annotation, cellular component: membrane. The record is from RefSeq and is a predicted model, not a curated record. The transcript has 6 exons. NCBI's taxonomy places the organism in Eukaryota, Fungi, Ascomycota, Dothideomycetes, Mycosphaerellales, Teratosphaeriaceae.